This is a messenger RNA of Penaeus monodon (black tiger shrimp), 965 nucleotides long. Its product is annotated as serine/arginine repetitive matrix protein 1-like. Lineage: Eukaryota; Metazoa; Arthropoda; Malacostraca; Decapoda; Penaeidae. The record is from RefSeq and is a predicted model, not a curated record.
AGGACUUUGAGAAGAAUGCCCAGAACAACAUAGAAACCAUUCCAGUUGUUGGCUCCCACAACUACAACAGGAACUUCCACAACUUCCACCAAGGCAUGGACCACGAUCGGCACUUCAACCGUGGGAGGUACUUUCCACCCCGAGGGCAAGGGAAAGGCCGUGGCUGGGGCCGUGGCCGUGGCAGGGGUAGAGGAUACCGGGGCCAUAAUGAGGAUUAUUCACAGCCUCCUCCAGCCAAACCAAGUGGUGCGCAGCUGGUGCUUCCGCAAGACAAAUACUCAAAAAAUGAAACACCUGAACAACCGAAGACCAAGGAAAAGAUGAGUGCCCGAUGGCGGCGGAUACAAGGAUCGGAUAGUGAGAGUGACAGUGAGGAUAGUGAAUCCGACAGCAGUGACAGUAGUAGUGAUAGCUCAGGUAGUUCUAGUGGCAGUAGUUCUGGUAGUUCAAGUGGUUCUGACUCAGACAGCGAGCCUAGUUCAGUGGACAAGCGGAAAUCAAGCAAAGAUAUGAAGCGUGAAGGGGGUCCUGGUGACCGAAAGGGAGGGCCUUCAGCUCCAGUUAGUAGCCGGCAGAGACAGGUUUUGGGCAAACCUAUGUCGGGUAAGUCCUCACCACCACCGCCUGGUUCAUCACGGAAUCUUCCUUCCCCACAAAAGAUGAAUGCCCCAGGCAGGAGAGGCUCAGCUAGUCCUUCUAAUAAGUAUCCUUCAUCUCAUCAUAUGUCACCGCAUCAUCUACAGAAAAGGGGAUCCAGGAGUCCUCCCAGUCAUCGCCCCUGGACCCCCCCAAGCAACAGGGGUCGUAGUCCCUUUCAUAAACAGAAAGGCAAAAAAACCCCUUUUCCCAAAGGGGGCCCCAAAGGCAUGGAAGGUCCUCCACCCCAAGAUAAGUCCUCAGAGAAUACCAAAAAGUCCAUUGCAGCGUGGGAGAUCCAGAAGCCCAAUGCUGAGAGGGAGAUCUAG